Molecule: messenger RNA, 164 nt
Organism: Symbiodinium necroappetens
Lineage: Eukaryota; Dinophyceae; Suessiales; Symbiodiniaceae
Source: the annotation of a GenBank genome assembly
AUGCUCAGCCUUUUCGCUGAGACGUUCCCGAGUUUCCCGCAGUCACCGGUGGAGUGCAACGCGGCUGGGUGCAAGUUGGGUCAAGUGAUCGUGGUUAGAGGCACCGCUGGCAGCCAGGGGCAGCGAUCCACGGUGGCAACAGCUGGAAGCUUUGUGGCUGGUGC